Rhodamnia argentea is the source of this 1742-nucleotide messenger RNA. RefSeq lists its product as uncharacterized. NCBI's taxonomy places the organism in Eukaryota, Viridiplantae, Streptophyta, Magnoliopsida, Myrtales, Myrtaceae. The coding region runs from base 151 to 1737 and encodes 528 amino acids. The transcript has a single exon. The record is from RefSeq and is a predicted model, not a curated record.
ACAGGCGGAACCAGAAUCCAGAAACAGAGACUCCAAACUCUCUCUCUCUCUCUCUCUCUCUCGCACGCACGCGCGAUCGCAAUCACAGUUCACAUUCACACUCGCGGCCAUUACUCAGCCGAAGAUUGAAACAGGGAGAGAAGAGAGAGAAUGGGCAUAUUAGCGACGAGCAAGGGCAGGACCAGCGGCCAGAGCUCAGGCAUGGGCUUCCUCCUCGUCUUCUUCCCCGAAGAGCAGCAGCACCAACACCGCUCCACCUCCGAUUCAUCCGACAUUGCCGACAAACCCAAGCUUUUGUCCUCCUCUCCCUGCCCUCCUGUUCCUUCCUCGUUCAGAAGGACCCACUCCGGCCGACUCUUGAGCAGAGCCCAGUCCACCAUCUCCGUCUGCGCCCUCCUCGUCUGCCUCACCCUCCUCGUCUUCACUCUCUCCACCUUCGACCCUCCUUCCCCCUCCCCCUCCGCCUCCUUUUCCCGCCGCUUCUUGCCCGAACGGCAACCAUCGCAACGCCGCCCACAGCAAUCUCAGCCUCUCCUCACUCCAAAGCCCCAAAACGACCGCGCUCCUUCCCCGUUCUGGUCGUUCCCCACCUUCUCCUGGAGGGCAAAGCCCAAAAAUAGCGGUUCCAAGCGCCAGUUCGCGCUGCAGGGGAUGGGCACUCUGUACAGGAGAGGCACGCGCGCCAUGAGUGACCUCGUCGUCGCUCACCUGGUCGACAACCUCUCUGAGGAAGAGCUCCGCCUGUUCUUGCGGACGCUGCAUCGCUCCGGCCUCACGGCCAGAGCCGACGUCGUCCUCAUCUUCCCUUCCCGCGCCUCGGCCUCGAGAUUCGGUUCCGUAAUUCGUGAAGAAGACGAGUCGUUCUCGAAGCUCCUUUAUCACUACACGCAGCGAUUCAAUGCGACCGCCGCGGCUUCGAGGUCUCCCGCGAGUUUCGACUCCACCCAUUUCGCGAAGUCGUCCAAGGAAGCCAGCGAGCCGCUGUGGGGCAAGCGCGCGCGGAUUGGCAAUUCCAGCAGCGACGCCGCCGCCGCCGAGAGCGGCGGGGCGGCGCGUCGGGAUAAGUCGAAACGGCCGACUUACGGGUCGGUGGUGGGCUUCGAGGCGGGGGAGCUCGACCCUGAGAACUCGCUCUCCGGGUUCCUGGACCACGUCCCCAUGAGCCUGCGGCGGUGGGCAUGCUACUCGAUGCUGCUCGGCCGAGUCCGGCGGAACUUCAAGCACGCGAUGCUGAUCGACGCCAAGAGCUGGGCCGUGCUCGGCGACCCGCUCGGCCGCGUCAGGAGCCGGAGCCCCGAGACGGUGCACCUGCUGCUGACGACGGUGGCCGCGAGCAAGGCCGAAUCGAACAAACACGGGAGGAGGAACUCGGCCCGGACUCAGCCGCCCGGGUCGGUGAGCCCCGAGGUGGUGAUGGGCGGGACGAGGGGGGUGAGGCGGCUGGCCACGGCGAUGUUGAACGAGAUCGUCCGGGCGUCGGGGCAGCAGCACAAGAGGAAGGGCCCGGUGACGGAGUCGGGGGUGCUGAGUCAGCUCGCGAGCAACGAGUUCGUGCUGACCAACGUCAACCUGGUGGUGUCACCGGAGGACUCGGGGAGUGGCGGCGGCGACUCAGGGGCGGCGUUGAUCAAAUACGGCAAUAAUGGCAAUAACAGUCAUAAUCGUGACGUAAAGGGUAUGAUCAUGAGGCAAAUAUGUUCGUCCGAGGUGGAUUCUUCUGUUUAUAGCGACUGUUAAGAGAC